Acanthoscelides obtectus is the source of this 2777-nucleotide messenger RNA. The record is from the annotation of a GenBank genome assembly. NCBI's taxonomy places the organism in Eukaryota, Metazoa, Arthropoda, Insecta, Coleoptera, Chrysomelidae.
UUUUUAGGUAAGAUUAGAUAGUUGGGUGUUUUUUGUAGGUGUUUAAAAUAGAUAGUAUGAUGUCAGUCCAAGUCUUGGACACCCCUGUACAUCAAAAAAUGUAGGAAACUUGAAUGACGUUUCACACCGGCAUUUCCUGCUCUGUCGAUAACUGAAAACUGAACAGAAACUGAACGAGAAUGAAAAAGGAAUAAUCUCGUGCAGUGAUGUGAUUGUCAUUUUGUAACAAUAAAUUAUUUCCUUAUUAAAAGUAUUCCAAAAUUAAGGAAUAUAAGCGAUUAGUGUUGUUGGGGCAGAGCAAUGCACAAUCUAAAUCCAGAAGGCCAAUACUCUACCGCAAAUGGGGCCAUGAACCCAGAAAAGGUAUGCAUCCUAGACGCGGGUGCCCAGUAUGGUAAGGUGAUCGACAGAAAAGUCAGGGAACUGAAUGCGGAAUCGCACAUCCUGCCAUUAGAUACUCCCGCUUUCACUAUCAAAGAAGCUGGAUAUAAGGCGAUCAUCAUUUCUGGGGGGCCCAACUCGGUCUAUGCUGAGGACGCGCCCAAAUACGAUGCAGAUAUUUUUAGAAUAGGGGUGCCCAUUUUAGGCAUAUGCUAUGGUAUGCAGAUGAUGAACAAGGAAUUUGGAGGCACAGUAGUAAGAAAAGAUAGUCGAGAAGAUGGACCUUAUACUAUAGAAGUAAAUACACAAUGUCUAUUGUUCAAGGGGUUGGAAAAAAUGCAGUCAGUGCUCCUGACUCACGGCGAUUCGAUAGACAAAGUAGCAGACAAUUUUCGAGUUAUAGCACAGAGCUCGUCAUUUUGCGCGGGCAUUGCCAACGAAAAACUUAACCUAUAUGGUGUCCAAUUUCAUCCAGAAGUAGAUCUCACUCCUAAUGGAAAAACCAUGUUGAAAAAUUUCCUAUUUGACAUCUGUGGACUUACUGGAAAUUUUACAAUACAGGGAAGGGAGGAAGAAUGUAUAAAAUACAUAAAAGAAACAGUAGGUAUCAACAACAAAGUACUUCUAUUAUUGAGUGGAGGUGUUGAUAGUACUGUGUGUGCGGCAUUGUUGCACAAAGCGCUGAGGCUCGAACAAAUUAUAGCCAUACACAUAGAUAAUGGAUUUAUGAGGAAAAAUGAAAGUGAAAAAGUACAUAGUUCCCUUCAAAAGGUAGGCUUGAACCUACGCGUGAUCAAAGCGGCAUCCAGUUUCUCUGAAGGCCAAACUAUUGUGCCCAUAGACAAACAUGAAGGCAACUCUCGAACUAGGAUAACCAAGAUGCUCUGCAUGACCUCUGAUCCUGAGGAAAAGAGAAAGAUCAUCGGUGACGUGUUCGUCCGCAUCUCGGACGAGAUCAUUAGCGACCUGAAUCUCAACGCGGACGAGGUCUUUUUAGGUCAGGGUACUCUCAGGCCCGAUCUCAUCGAGUCUGCUUCCAAAGCAGUGUCGAAUAAGGCGGAUACUAUCAAGACACAUCACAAUGAUUCCGAAUUGAUUAGGAAGUUGAGAGAUGAAGGGCGAGUAGUAGAACCUUUGAAAGACUUCCACAAAGACGAGGUGCGUGCUAUCGGUCGCGACCUUGGCUUGCCACCGGAAAUAGUGAUGAGGCAUCCGUUCCCCGGGCCUGGUCUAGCCAUACGAGUGCUGUGCGCAGAGGAGCCCUACAUGGAAAGAGACUUCUCGGAAACGCAGGUGCUGGUCAAGAUCAUCGUCGAGUUCGACCAGAUGCUGCAGAAGAAGCAUGCACUGUUGAAUAGGGUGGAGGCUGUCACUAGCGAUGAGGAAAGGACGAUACUGCGUCGAAUAUCCAGCAAGCAAAAACUAGCCGCCACUCUUCUCCCAAUCCGUAGCGUGGGCGUGCAAGGCGAUAGGAGAUCGUACAGUUACGCCACAGGCAUAUCCAGCGAGUUCGAACCCGAUUGGGACGACCUGAUGUUCCUCGCCCGGUUGAUCCCCAGGAUAUGCCGUAACGUAAACAGGGUCUGCUACGUGUUCGGGGGCAUCAUCAAGGAGCCGUUACCGGAUGUGACGCCCACCUACCUCACCAGGAAUGUCCUGGCUACGUUGAGGCAGUGUGAUGAUGUUGCCACGACGGUAUUACAGAACAGUGGCCACUUAAACUCAGUAAGUCAAAUGGGGGUGAUUCUAAUUCCUCUACACUUUGAUAGGGAUCAGGCACUCAGAAUUCCUUCGUGUCAAAGGUCGAUCGUCUUGAGGCCGUUUUGUACGCAAGAUUUCAUGACCGGAAUGCCGGCCAUUCCAGGAAAAGAGUUGCCUAUCGAUGUGGUACAAAAGAUGGUUCAAGAAGUAGUUCAAGUACCGGGUAUAUCUAGGGUAUUGUACGACCUGACAUCAAAACCUCCUGGAACGACUGAAUGGGAAUGAUGCGGCGGUACCACCAAAAAUGGACGCUUUGUGUAAAUUAUUAACAGAGAAUUUGUUAGAUCGGACUCACGAGGAGAGUUCUUGUUUCAUUAAUAUUCUGUUUGAUACUACUGUUACACAACGCUAGCAUGUGGCGUUUCAAAGAGUAAUUUUUUUAUUGUCAAUAAAAGUCAUUAUUUAUUGGUAAAUUAAUAUUUGCACUUUACGGCUCAAAUGUUGAUAUGUAUACAGAAAAGACGUACUUGCAAAAAUAAUAUUGUUAUCAUUUGUACCGUUUUACCUACGUUAUUAUGAAAUAGGUUCCCUUAAUAAAGUACAUUUAUUUGUAGCUCUUAUCUUUCACUAGCUUUCUGUCCCGCGGAACAUGUAGGUGGCGCCAUUAAUAAAUUAACCAAAUUUCCCAAGCAUGC